Molecule: messenger RNA, 450 nt
Organism: Fusarium fujikuroi IMI 58289
Lineage: Eukaryota; Fungi; Ascomycota; Sordariomycetes; Hypocreales; Nectriaceae
Exons: 4
Coding region: 1-450 (149 amino acids)
Source: RefSeq, a predicted model, not a curated record
AUGCUAGAAGCGACCGCUGAAACUGUCGAUCUGGGCCCUGUUCACCCUCCCAAGGAGGACUCCAUUACAGCCUUUGAACAGAUCCUCCCUGAGCUCAAGAAGACUCUUGUUCAUCUCCGUCACGACUACAAUAAGCACGAACCAGAGUACUUUGCAGCAGCUGAACACCUCUCGGACCAAGACCUUGUCGGUUUCAGCGCUGACGACUUCGAAGCUGUUCGUGUCGCUACAUCAGCCUACGGUAUUCAUUUGUUCGGCAAGCUUCGCAUUCCCGCUUUGCCUGACCCUUCAGGCCCAUCUUAUAUUCACUUCCGUGUCUUCAUUGGCGGUGGUGGUGAGCCUCCCAAGCUCCAUAGCAUUCACACCGAGGAGCGCGAGGAUUCAAGUGGCGGAAAGACCUACAGAGCAAUUUUCACCAAGAAUGACGAGCUUGAGUGGUUUGAUACCUGA